This is a messenger RNA of Zophobas morio, 1389 nucleotides long. Its product is annotated as putative inorganic phosphate cotransporter. The coding region runs from base 1 to 1389 and encodes 462 amino acids. The record is from RefSeq and is a predicted model, not a curated record. Gene Ontology annotation, cellular component: membrane. The transcript has 7 exons. Gene Ontology annotation, biological process: monoatomic anion transport; transmembrane transport. Gene Ontology annotation, molecular function: transmembrane transporter activity. NCBI's taxonomy places the organism in Eukaryota, Metazoa, Arthropoda, Insecta, Coleoptera, Tenebrionidae.
AUGUCAAUUGAUAAACUACCCGGUCCCGCUAGCGAUACCAAGUCUAGACUGAGAAUCGGGAUUCGGUACUACCAGUUCGCCUUACUGUUCUUGACUCUUGUCGUUUCCUUCAUUCUACGAACGAUUCCAUCAGUGGCAAUAAUAUCAAUGACUGCAAAAACACCCCCGGAUGCCAGCGUACCAACAUACCCCGAAUGGGACAACACCGACAUAGUACUCUCGUCGUUCUUUUGGGGCUACAUUAUCCCCCAGAUCGGAGCAGGCCAACUAGGCGAACACUUCGGCCCCAAGUGGUUCCUGUUUGGUACCAUGGUCAUAGGAUCAAUUUUCAGCAUUGCCAUCCCACCAAUGGCCGCCGCCUUUGGUUCCACAGGAGUAAUCGUCUGUCGAGUCAUACAAGGUUUAAACCAAGGCUUCCUAUAUCCCUCAAUCCACAACCUACUAAGCCGAUGGUCACCGUUUUCGGAACGAGCUAGAGUCUCCAAUAUCGUCUACUCUGGUGCUAGUAUCGGAAUUGCGCUUGCUAUGCCCAUAACUGGUACUAUCUCUGAAUCGAAACUCGGCUGGCCAAUAGCGUUUUACUCAAUUGGCGGCUUGGGGGUGGCAUGGGCUCUAGUUUUUGCAAUAUUUGUGGAAAAUUCCCCCGCAAGUCAUAAAAGAGUAACACAAGAAGAGCUGAGGUACAUCCAGGAGAAAAAUGCGGUUGAGUAUGGUACCACCAAGAAAGUACCAACACCAUGGGUGUCUAUAGUGACGUCAAUGCCAGUAUGGGCGAUUUUAGUAGCCGCUUGUGCCCAGUGUCUCGGAGCGUUCACGUUGGUUUCAGAAAUGCCGAGUUACUUAAAUGGGGUUAUGGACUAUGAUAUACGAUCGAAUAGUUUACUGUCGGCGGUACCAUACAUAGCACACGCGAUUGCCGGUGUGUUGGUAUCACCACUAGCCGAUCAGUUAAUUUCGAAGAACAUCGUUAGUAUUACUAGUGUGAGGAAAAUCUUCGGUGCUUUGGCUAUGUAUGUACCCGGGGCAGCUCUCAUAUGGCUCGCGUUUGUUGACAGUACCCAGAAAGAACUAGCUAUAGUACUGUUAGUGGUAGCUGUUGCGUUCACCGCUUUGGUACUGUGUGGUUUCAUGGUCAACAUGAUCGACGUAGCUCCUAACCAUACUGGAACUAUUGUUGGUAUGGCGUAUGGUACUUCCAACGUCUUCUCGCUUUUGGGGCCCAUCAUAGUUAGUUGGUUUGGUACUGACAAGACAGAUACGAUUUUGUGGAGGAACGUCUAUCUCUUAGUUGCUGGGGUAUAUGUGGCAUGUGGUACCUUUUACGCAGUGUUUGCUUCAGCGGAAGUUCAAUCGUGGAACGACUUGGAGGAGAAAAGUGAUUCGUCUUAA